AUGGCAAAGAAGUACCUGCGCGCCUUUACUUUUUUUUCCCUCUUAUUAAACAUAUUUAUAGGAUAUUCUUAUGCAUCUUAUUUGAAUGAUAAAAUAAAAAAGUCCUAUUGCAAGAAUUGUAAUGAUAAGAUAAGUUACAGUAGGUACUCAUCUUUCCUACAACAUGAUGAAAAAAAAAAAAGGGAUACUACUGCUAUGCUUGGCAAGCACACACAAAAUAGUGAACCUGAUGGGAAUGAAAAUGAUUUGAAGCAUAGCCAAAAAAGGGAGAACAAAAAAGGGGAAGUAGCAAAAUCAUUUCUGCAUCUUAAUAAUAAAGAAGAGAAAACUUUUUAUAGUUUAAAAUUAAAUGAAAACAAUUUAAGAUGGAGUAUACCCUUUCUUAUUGGGUUCAAACAAACGAAGGUAGAUCUAGGUAUCGUCACGUCUAGUCUUAUAACAGCACUGUAUUGUUCUUACAAUGUUCGAGAAGAUGAUGAACUGAAGAACUUAAAAUAUGAUAUAGAAAAAUCAAAAGAUUUAAAAUAUAUUGAAUGUAAAAGUAAGUAUUGUUUAGCUAUAAAUACAGAAAGUACAUGUACACCCUUAAAAAAUUUUUUUCAAAAUUUGCAUGAUUAUAAUAUAAAGAAAAGAAGUUGUAAGAAACGAUUUUGCGAUUACGUAAAUAAUACGAAUUUUUUAAAUAUGAAUAAUAGAUUAAAUGAUAGAGAUGUAUCUGUAUGCUCAUUUAAUACUACAAUUGGCAGUGAUCAAGUGAAAGGAUUUUAUUUUAAAGACAGUUUCUACUUAGGUGAUAUUGUUAAAGGCAAUUAUGAAUAUUUCGGAUGUAUAUCAGAAGGGAAUGAUUUAAAAUUUAAUGAAGUGAUAUCAGGAUUUAUCGGAUUAGCGGAUGAUAAAAGGGAAAUUGUUGACCCCAAAAAAAAUAAAUUCCCAUCUAUUUUAGACAUGUACAUUUUAAAGUCCACUUCUAAAAAAAAUAUCUUUGCAUUAUGUUUUAUUGAAAAAGGUGGAAUAGCAACAUUUGGUGGAUAUGAAAAAAGCUUAUUAAAAAAGCAAUUAGAAGUAUCGUUAUUACAAGUCCAAAGCAAAGAGUUUAUUGCUGAUGAAGCAUUACAAAUGGAUGUGGAUGCAGCUGCUGAGAAUUAUCAGAUAGUUUGGAUAAAAUACUCGGAUGCAAAAAAAAGUUCGUACAACUUGUUUUUAAAAGAAAUAAGGGCAAAAUCAUGGUCAAAAAAUGAUACAUAUGAAAUUGGAGCUGAUGCCCUUGUAGAUUCCUACAACUACUUUUUAUCACUCCCAGUUGAUAUUACGACUAAGCUAAAAACUUUCAUAUUUAACAAUUGCCCCAAAACGGACAGCGACUGCACUAAGUUGAUCGAGAAUGGGGUAAUGGAGAUUAAAAGCAAGGACAUAAGCAAAUUUCCUACCAUCGAGCUAAUUUUUAAUGAAGGAAAGGUAGUAGUUCAUCCAAAAGAUUACAUAAUAGACGAAGGGGAAGGAAAGUACAGGGUGUUGAUAAAUUCCUCCGGCGUAGUAAAACUGGGCAUCCCCUUUUUUCUGAACAAAUACUUAAUAUUUGACAAUGAAAAUGGGAAAUUAGGACCAUCUGAAUGCAGCUUAAACAUAGAUGAAAAAGAUAUUUCUGGAAUGGACAUAUCACUCCCAGGAAUAGAAUAUCCCGAUCAAGUCGAAUAUGAGGGAUCGGGAGAGGCAGGAUUUUUUGAGAAGAAUAAAACUGCAAUUAUUGCAUUUUCAGCGGUUACCUUUGUAACAUCUAUCGUUGGAAGUAUUUUUUAUUUUUUAUGA
This is a messenger RNA of Plasmodium malariae, 1806 nucleotides long. RefSeq names its product aspartyl protease, putative. The record is from RefSeq and is a predicted model, not a curated record. Bases 1 to 1806 code for a protein of 601 amino acids. Gene Ontology annotation, biological process: proteolysis. Lineage: Eukaryota; Apicomplexa; Aconoidasida; Haemosporida; Plasmodiidae. Gene Ontology annotation, molecular function: aspartic-type endopeptidase activity. The transcript is spliced from 6 exons.